Anarrhichthys ocellatus (wolf-eel) is the source of this 3075-nucleotide messenger RNA. It is a transcript of the gene rnf14, whose product is annotated as ring finger protein 14. The transcript is spliced from 9 exons. Gene Ontology annotation, molecular function: ubiquitin-protein transferase activity; zinc ion binding; protein binding. Lineage: Eukaryota; Metazoa; Chordata; Actinopteri; Perciformes; Anarhichadidae. The record is from RefSeq and is a predicted model, not a curated record. The coding region runs from base 83 to 1522 and encodes 479 amino acids. Gene Ontology annotation, biological process: protein ubiquitination.
CGCUGUCACACCCACACUGCCUCCAGUCAUGCACCAGUCAGAGGGCAGGACUCACUAGUAUUUGGUCUGAAAAGGAAUGUAAAUGUCCGAGGACAAGGAAGCCCAGGAGGAUGAGCUGCUUGCUUUAGCGAGUAUCUACGAUGAAGAGGAGUUCCACCAGGCAGAGUCUGCACAGGGGGGAGAGAUCCAACUCUGUCUGGAGCUCCCGCCUGACUUCAAAGUUGUUGUCAAAGGAGAGAACCCCACUGAGUAUUACGUCUGCUUCUUACCUCCUUUGGUGCUCAACUUUGAGCUUCCUGCAGACUAUCCAUCUACGUCCUCGCCGGUCUUCACUCUCAGCUCUAAAUGGAUGACCAGAGCACAGAUGAGCUCCCUGUGCAGACGUCUGGACGAGCUGUAUGAGGAGAACCAAGGCUGUGUGAUUCUUUUCCUGUGGAUCCAAUUCCUCAAAGAGGAGGUUCUGGACUUUCUGGGCAUCCAGUCUCCUCUUGAAGUCAUCAGGGGAGGAAGUAAGGCGUGUGGUGAGCGCAGGAAAACAGACCCAGCAGCCACAGCUCUGCCGCAGAGUGGGAGUCAUUGUGAACACGUGGAGGAGAAGAAAAGGGAAGCGAAGAAGGAAAAGUCUUCGUUGUCUUCUCAAAUGGACCCGCGGGCCGUCUUGGUGAUGGACCCGCGGGCCGACCUCCUACCUCAGCUCCUGGACUUUGACGAGGAGCAGCGCCAGAGGGUGUUCGACAGCAAGGUGUUCGGCUGCGGGAUCUGCUUCGUGGAGAAGCUGGGCUCAAACUGCCUCUGCUUUAAGGAGUGCCAGCACGUCUACUGCAAGGCCUGCAUGACGGAAUACUUCCAGAUCCAAAUACGGGACGGCAACGUUCAGUGCCUUAACUGCCCUGAGCCCAAAUGUACCUCCAUAGCCACACCAUCGCAGGUGAAGCAGCUGGUGGACGAGGAGCUGUUUGCCCGUUAUGACCGUUUGCUGCUCCAGUCCAGUCUGGACCUCAUGGCAGAUGUGGUCUACUGUCCCCGCCAGUCCUGCGCCACCGCCGUUAUGGUGGAGCCGGACUCGACCAUGGGGAUCUGCUCGGCUUGCCAGUACGCCUUUUGCACGCUGUGCAAGCUGGGCUAUCACGGCCUCUCCCACUGUAAAAUCCCUGCAGAUGAGUUGCGUAACCUCAGAGACGAGUACCUGUCGGCCACCGCUGUGGGGAAAAAGUUCAUGGAGCAACGCUUCGGGAAGAGGGUGAUCCAGAAAGCAGUGGAAGAGUCCUUCAGCAGAGACUGGCUCAAUGAGAACUGCAAAUGCUGCCCGCGCUGUGGAACCAAUAUACAGAAAGCGGACGGCUGUAAUAAGAUGACCUGUACCUCCUGUAAACAAUACUUCUGCUGGCUGUGCCUGGGCCUCCUCAGCAAAGUCAACCCGUACAGCCACUUUAACAACCCACAGUCGCUCUGUUACAACCAACUCUUCCAAGGUGUGGAUCUCGAUGAAGACGAUGCCUUCUGGAGCGAUGAGGAGGACUGACGACCCCCGCGCCGCACCUAGCCGCUGUAUGCUCCAUUGGAAUGCACUUUAUCCCCCAUAAACCAUCACUUCACCUGUGACACUAACUAUGCCUGCGUCAGCGCACACCAGUGCAAAUACAACAUGUACCGUGGUGCCACAAGAUUAUGUUUUCAGGCAUCUUGGGUAUAAAACAUUCAAUGUCUGUGUGUCAGUUGUUCAUGCUUAAUAUAAUGACAGAUUUCAUGUACAUAAGGUAUUCAGGAAAUGGAAAGAACCCUUUUAGUUUUAAUCUCAGAGUAAUGGAGGAACAACUGUGGACAUUUUUCUUAAAAACAUCAAGAAUACAUUGUUGGUGGUAAUGAAUCUUUUAGAUAUGAUGAUGUCAUAGGACUGGACUGUUAUUUCAAAAGAGAAAAAAAAAGAAAUGUAAGUCUUUCUCUACUGUAUUCUAGAUUAGGUCUAGAUAUCUACUCGCUCCGUAAUUGGACUUUUUCAUGAUGAGUUUUGACAUUCACAGUAAUGAUCAACAGGUGAUACUGGAGCCACUGGUCGAGGUGUUUGCUUACUAUUCGCUAUCAACUGAGCGUUGCAGCAAAAAGAAUAACUAUGUUUGCUCUUCUUUGUCAUAUUCAGUAUCUACCCGCUGGCUGUUUCUCUGUCGUGUGUCAAAACUAUGACGCUAACUAACCGCUAACUCUUCUUCAGACCAACUUCCAGUUGUAUUUAGUGAAUUUAAAAAUCUAACUGAGACACACACACAUGAUACAGGAUUAACAUAAAUAUAGGAAAAACCUGUGGAUUAAUAUCACGGACAUAAUUACAGAAAUACCUAGGUUUUGUUGGUUGACUACCAGAAUGGUAGGAUUUGCUUUUUCAUGAUGAGUUAAUUUACAGAAACGCGCAUUUGCACGUGAUACGAUUGAAAUCAGGCUUGUUGGAAAGAAGAAUUUUAUGAGAUUGGUUUUGGGAGAAAGGGUUUCAUAGUUGGUCCGUACAGACUAACGGAGGGCACCGCAGUAAUUAUUCAUGACAGUCGGUCCUCUGAUGGGGUUCCUGGGAUUGGGAUUAUGUUGUGUGUUGAGUCGUUCAGGGACUGAGGUGUGAGAACGGAGACCCUCACUCUGUAAACAACCCCGAUACACACCCUCCUUUGCACAACUUGUUACUUGAAUGUUGCCAAAGUUAAGUGUCAAAGAGAGGCCGUAUGAUCUUGAUAAUGUCUAGAGAUACAAAAGUAUUUUGUAUAAUGUUAAUUUAUUUUUAUUAUAUAUAUUUAGUUUGCAUUUGAUCAAAAAGAAGUCGGUCUGAUGGAGGCAGUUCUGUUUGAAAUUGAACCCUUAAAUCUGUUCAUCAACAUUGAAUGAUUUGCUCCGCGCUGCAUUAAACAUGGAUGCAGGUGUGGUAUGUUAUGAAGACAAUCAUUUGCUUUAGAAUGCACACGGAUCUCCUUCCCUUCAGUGUCGCUGUCACUUCAUGUCUCAUGUAAGAAACGUGAAAACAGGACCUGCAGAUUUCUGUUAAAAUUCAUUGGGCAUAAGUUUUGUCAAAAUAAAUGUUCCCACUUUACAGUU